Messenger RNA from Mirounga angustirostris (Northern elephant seal), 1620 nucleotides. It is a transcript of the gene FGF17, whose product is annotated as fibroblast growth factor 17. Gene Ontology annotation, cellular component: cytoplasm. Lineage: Eukaryota; Metazoa; Chordata; Mammalia; Carnivora; Phocidae. Gene Ontology annotation, biological process: positive regulation of protein phosphorylation; cell differentiation; animal organ morphogenesis. Bases 530 to 1054 code for a protein of 174 amino acids. Gene Ontology annotation, molecular function: fibroblast growth factor receptor binding; growth factor activity. The record is from RefSeq and is a predicted model, not a curated record. The transcript is spliced from 4 exons.
CUGAGUCUCCAGACCCUGCUCUCAUAGGCAGGGGGGGGUUCUGGCGGCACUCCUGGCCAGUGGCUGAGCUGGAGUCGGAAAUGAGCAGUGACACACAUGAAGGGUUAACCCUGAGCGGGUUACAGGGUCAGCCUGGAGCCGCUCACUCACCGCCCCUUUCCUCAAAGCUGAUCCUUCCGGCUCUGGCUCCUCCCUCUACAACAGAGUGGCCUCUGACAGAUGCUGAUCUGGGUCCAGGUCUGUCUCGGUGGUUGUGACUGGGCCUGGGAUAAAGGUGGCCCUAGGGAUCUGGGGCAGAGAAAGUCUGGGGCAGAGAGAGUCUGGCCAGCACGAUCGGGCGGAGAGAGAAACAUUUGAGCCUAGGGUUGAGGCUGUCACCAGCAGCUGCCGCUGAGAAAUGGCAUCAGGUUUGCACCUUACUGGAGAGGGAGGACAGGAAGUGGUCUGUUUUUCUCCCGCUCAGUGUUGCAGAUAGGGGGAGAAUCACCCGUCUCCUAAUUUUAACCAGUACGUGAGGGACCAGGGCGCCAUGACCGACCAGCUGAGCCGGCGGCAGAUUCGCGAGUACCAGCUCUACAGCCGGACCAGUGGCAAGCACGUGCAGGUCACCGGGCGUCGCAUCUCUGCCACCGCGGAGGACGGCAACAAGUUCGCCAAACUCAUAGUGGAGACGGACACCUUUGGAAGCCGUGUGCGCAUCAAGGGUGCUGAGAGUGAGAAAUACAUCUGCAUGAACAAGAGGGGCAAGCUCAUCGGAAAGCCCAGCGGGAAGAGCAAAGACUGUGUGUUCACGGAGAUUGUGCUGGAGAACAACUACACGGCCUUCCAGAAUGCCCGGCACGAGGGAUGGUUCAUGGCCUUCACGAGGCAGGGCCGGCCCCGCCAGGCUUCUCGCAGCCGCCAGAACCAACGAGAGGCUCACUUCAUCAAGCGCCUCUACCAGGGCCAGCUGCCCUUCCCCAACCACGCCGAGAGGCAGAAGCAGUUCGAGUUCGUGGGCUCAGCCCCCACCCGCCGGACCAAGCGCACACGGAGGCCACAGCCCCUGACGUAGUCGGGGACACUGGGGGCAGCCGCCCCUCACCAGCCUUCCCAUCCCCUUCCCUUCCUGAUCCCAAGACUGGGCUGGGGUGGAGGGAGGGGAACCAGAGCCCCCAAGGAGGACCCUGAGGACCACCAAGCGUCAGAGCCUCCAGCCAGAAAGGGGCGGGACUGCCACAAACCAGGGCUGGGGCCUCAGGGCAGCCGCCCCAGACACCCCCCCACCGCCCCACCCCCGCACUGGAAUAGGCCCCGGGGGUGGGGGUGGGGCAGACCCCCAGGCGGGGAACUGUAGUGUUCCCCUGGACGCAGGCUCCCUGAAACAGGUGGAAAGGGCAGCAGAUUCAAGGCCUUGCAGACACUGUCAGGAACUCUGCUUGCUGAGACUUCCUCAGUCUACUUCCAGCCUCCAAAUUCCUCCUGGCCAGACUGUAGGAAGGGACUUUUGUGUUUGUUUCAGGAAAAAAGAAAAAGGGAGCGAAAAAAAAAAAAAAAAAGAGGGAUGGCCAUUCUUCACAUUCCACUACCCAGGCCUGCACCCCCAUCCCCAAUUUCGAGCCCCAGAAUAAAACCAUUUUC